CCUUCCUGUGAACUUCCUGGUCUCGAACCAACAGGAGUUCUAGCUGCGUGUCACGUGUCCAGCCUCGCUGAACUUUGACGUUGAGUGCGUCGUGUCGGAGUCGGAGCUGAGCAGAGAGCAGCAGUGAAAGGUAAACUAUGGGCCGCCUGUAUGGGAAAGUGAUUGUUCUGUCUGCCGCUGCUCAGGGGAUUGGACGUGCUGCAGCAAUCGCAUGUGCUAAGGAGGGAGCUCGGGUCACAGCCACAGACAUAAAUGGAGAAAAGCUGAAGGAGCUGGAUGGUAUUCAAGGGAUCAGGACCAAAGUGGUGGACGUGACCAAGAAGGACCAAGUAGAAGCCCUGGCCAAGGAACAUGACCAUGUAGAUGUUCUGUUCAACAUUGCUGGAUUUGUGCAUCAUGGCACCAUCUUGGAUUGUGAAGAGGACGACUGGGACUUUACAAUGAACGUGAAUGUGCGGAGCAUGUACCUGAUGAGCAAGGCUUUCUUGCCUAAGAUGUUGGCAAAGAAGUCGGGAAACAUUAUUAACAUGGCAUCCGUUGCAUCAAGCAUAAAAGGCGUUGUUAACCGGUGUGUCUAUAGUACCUCCAAGGCUGCUGUGAUUGGACUCACCAAAUCCAUAGCUGCGGAUUUCAUUGAGCAAGGGAUUCGCUGUAACUGUGUUUGUCCUGGGACUGUUGAUACUCCAUCACUGAGGGGUAGGAUCCAGGCUCAACCUGACCCAGAACAGGCUUAUAAAGACUUUAUGGCAAGACAGAAAACUGGCAGGAUGUGCACAGCCGAAGAGGUUGCAUACCUGUGUGUAUACCUGGCCUCAGAUGAGUCAGCCUAUGUGACUGGGACAGAGCACAUCAUCGAUGGAGGUUGGAGACUGUGAGGAAGCUGGAAGGAGCGCAUCAUUACAGAAGUGGAAACCAAACCUUGAAUUCAAAUAAAAUUUUCACAAAUUGAUGUUUUUA
Molecule: messenger RNA, 957 nt
Organism: Oreochromis niloticus (Nile tilapia)
Lineage: Eukaryota; Metazoa; Chordata; Actinopteri; Cichliformes; Cichlidae
Gene: bdh2
Product: 3-hydroxybutyrate dehydrogenase, type 2
Exons: 10
Coding region: 138-875 (245 amino acids)
Biological process (GO): siderophore biosynthetic process
Cellular component (GO): cytoplasm
Molecular function (GO): 3-hydroxybutyrate dehydrogenase activity
Source: RefSeq, a predicted model, not a curated record